UUGACGCGGAUCUGCUGGGAACCCAGGUGGCUCAACGUACGCUUGAUUAAAAUUAGUACAUUUUGCACACUCGUCUCGCCACUAUAGCCUAAGCAGUGUGCGUGGAAGCUCGUUUAAUCUAGCAUUCACCAGUUUACUAGCUCGACGUUUCCGGAAGGAGCUUUUUUUUUUCUUCAUACUGAAUCGCAGCACAGCUUCAGUUUUCACGUGUUGCGUCAGGAAAUGGUAUGAAAAUGGAGCCUACAGAAGAAAAGUCAGCCCGCUUCCUGUUGGACGCCUCUCUGCUGUACAAGGCAACAUGCCCGGAGCUGUCGCGGUUCCUCCUGCAUGCUCCUCUGAAGGCUAGCGUGAAACCAACAUUCUCCAGUUGGUUGCAGAACACCUCAGUGUGUCUGUACUGUUGCCAGUGGCUGCAGCCCGACAAUCACCAUAUACGGCUGUGGCCCAAGAAACGUCCAUCAGUGCGGGUGCAGAGUGUCCUGCUGAGGAAGGCCAGAGGCAAACGGCUCAGCCUGGCGCAGAGGAAUCUCCUGCACCGCUUCCAAAAGUCCUCCUCAGUACUGAUGGCCACCUGCCAUACUUGCAAUAAGACUUCCAGACACAAAGGGAUGAACAGGGAUUUUAUAGCAACCCUCGCUAAGUCCCACAGCGCGCCGGGGAGUGGCGGCAAACACAGGACCCCUCAGUCCAACGGCAGAUCCAACAUGUCGACCCCCAAGACUCCCGGCAAAGACAAGACACCUGCUCAUACACCUAGGUCGUCCACCUCUUCCAGCACGUCGGGGUCUGGAACCUCGGGCUCAACUUCCUCCUCUAAACCCAAGAACUGGGUUGUCCAGCGUCUCAGCAAGAUUCUACUGCGAGAGGACAGCAAGGGCAGCAAGAAGGGGGGCUUGAAAGAUUUCCUUUCCUCUCUUUGAUUGUCUCCCAAACUCUCUUUGUGGAUACUCUUUUAAAAACAAGGGAGUAGACCCAAGCUGUAACCUAUUUACACCAGGGGCUAAGGGGAAACUUCAGUUACUAAGUUUCCGAGCCGCUAUGGGAAGGGUUACAGUUUGCCCAGCAACACAAAUGUCUCUGGGCUGAUUGGAAUGGCGCUCUGGGAAUCCUGAAUGUAAAACCUGGGGAGCACUGAGCUGAUCAGUUACUACUACACCUUGUACUGUGUCAGAGGGCAGUGUUUCGAUUGUUGUUAUCUAAUUUAACACACGCCUAUUGUAGCCUCCCAAAACGGUGAAGUAACUCAUCGUGGAAUGUUUUGAGGAAUUAAUCAGUAUUUAUCAAAUUACUGAAACAUCACAGAAAUCCCAGCUUCUGUGGUGAUAUUUAUGGCAUGACAUGCUGGUUUACAUGCCAAUAUCUUUUGGAUUUUUUUUUUCUUUUUCUAAAGUUACAGUUAUACAUUUAUAUGAUAAAUGCAUAUAUAACAAAUUUCUAUUCAUACUACAUGAUGUUAAAAGUUUUGUAUGUCUUCAGUUUUUGCCCUGUUCUAGUGGAGAUGUGUCUGUGUAGAUUCAUUUGUUAUAACAUACCGGAGACUUAACAUGUGACAAAUGUGUGUGUGUUUUUCCACUGUUGCCACGUUUUUGUACACGAUACAAAAUGAAACUGUGCUAGUCACCAAUCACUUGCUGUUUACAUUGAACGGGCGCUUCUGCCUAAAAUCUGUACAGAAAGACUUGAUGAUCAGUGUUUUACAUUUGCUUUUGAUACUUUCUUUGGUUGUAUGUUUUUGAACAGUUACACUUCACAUCGUUUUGUUAAGAAUAGGAAUAUUAAAAAUAUAUAUAUCUACAGUAUUUUAUACUGCCUGAUUGCUCACCCUGUUGUAGUUUAGCUGUUCAGUGAACAGUACGUGUUUAAAUCCUGAAAUACCUCACAUUUAUAUUCCACUGUGAUUCUCUUAAAUAAAAACCUUUUCUGUCUGUGAAAA
Molecule: messenger RNA, 1933 nt
Organism: Mugil cephalus (flathead mullet)
Lineage: Eukaryota; Metazoa; Chordata; Actinopteri; Mugiliformes; Mugilidae
Gene: rmp24
Product: chromosome 14 C18orf21 homolog
Exons: 5
Coding region: 228-920 (230 amino acids)
Source: RefSeq, a predicted model, not a curated record